Stylonychia lemnae is the source of this 1353-nucleotide messenger RNA. The record is from the annotation of a GenBank genome assembly. NCBI's taxonomy places the organism in Eukaryota, Ciliophora, Spirotrichea, Sporadotrichida, Oxytrichidae.
AUGGCAUUGUAAUUCAAUUAAAGCUUAUAUAUAAAGGAUAAUGAGGUGGCGUUCGAGAAACUAUUUUUUGAUUAUGAACAGUAGAAUUAGAUUAGAGAUAAACUGACUGAAAAUGCAGCAGCUGAAUUUACAAUUAAAGAGUUCACAUCUUAGUAUGCCAGUUUGCUAUUGCAAUAUAACAGCUAGUAUCUUGAGCUGAGAAAUAACAAAGAAAAAUUAACUGAAACACUGACUCUUGUUGAAUCUCAAUAUUACAGAAGAGGAGAGGCUUUCCAUUAUAUUACCCCAGAAGCUACAGAGAGUACUCUAGUCACGACAUUAAAUCAAGCAUUAUCACUGGAAGGAGAGCCUUGUAUCAAACUGUAUAUUUACGUUGAUGAGCACUUCGCUUUCAAAACUAGAGCCCAUAACAAAGGAUCUAAUCCAGUUAUAAACCUAGAUAUUGACAUUGACCUUCAAAGAGAUCUUGAUCAUGAUGAUUUGAAUUCAACUGACAAAUCAGACUAUGAGAACGAUGAUGACAAGAUAUUUUAUACUAAGAUUGGCAAAACUGAGAUCCUAAUUGAUAAAGUUCUUUAGAAUCUGCUUGUCUAAGAUGAAUUGGAGGAUGAUAUUUUGCAGUCGGAUGGAGAGGAUGUAUUCUCAACUAAUUCUCUAGGCCGUUUAAGCUCAUUAAAUCCUGACUAUAGGAAUCUAAUUUAGACAAAGGGUAAAUUGAGUUUGACUUUCAGAGCUGAAUUAACGGAUGAAUGGUAUCCUAGAGUCUAAAAAGUCAAGCAGCAAUAUCUUAAGGAAACAUUUGAAUAGAUUCAGUAAUUAAGGUAGAUAGUGGAUCAAAAGAAAUCAAUAAUCCUCCAGGCAAUUGAGGUCCUAUUUUACAUGCAGUUUGAUGACGAUCAAGGUUUAGUUUUAGAUCAACUUUAGAUGAUGCUUGAGAGCUCUUUUGACAAUAUGAGUGCCUCAGCUAGCAAUAAUAUACUGAGUCAUCAUCCAAGCAUGAAUGCCUAUCAAUCUAAUUAGAGUCCAAAUUAUGAGUAAUAACAAGCAAAGCCUUAGCCUUAGCAGCAAUAAAUAGCUUCCCAAAAGUAAUCCAAUUAUCAUCAAUAGUCUCGAGAACCUGAUUUAAUGAGCUAACGCAGUUUCAAGUAAUCUGACUUUGCAAGAAAGUCAACAACUAGGGGUGAGGUAGAAGAGGCUCUGGCAUCUUAACGUUCUUCAAACAGAGAAAGCAGAGAUCAAAAGAAGCUCAUUAAACAAAAAAAUUAGCAAGAAAUUUUUUCACUUGAGCACCUAGAAGUCAAGCCUGAGAAACAGAGAAUGUGUGGCUGCGACUCGAUGUGCUGUAUAUUUUGA